Molecule: messenger RNA, 2668 nt
Organism: Parastagonospora nodorum SN15
Lineage: Eukaryota; Fungi; Ascomycota; Dothideomycetes; Pleosporales; Phaeosphaeriaceae
Exons: 6
Coding region: 1-2514 (837 amino acids)
Biological process (GO): septin cytoskeleton organization
Cellular component (GO): cell division site; endocytic vesicle; cytoplasm
Source: RefSeq, a predicted model, not a curated record
AUGAUGCAGGAACGGCGCCGCGUGGAAGAGCAGUACAUCCAAGGGUUGCGAAAGCUCGCGAACAGACACCCGCCGGACGAGUCGUCUGAUCUGGGCAUCUUCACAACACCAUGGCAGAAGAUAGUCGGCGCAACCGAGGCCGUGGCCCAGUCGCACGAGUACCUUGCGCGCAAGAUCGAAGCCGACGUCGAGCGACCGCUGCGCGACUACUCCCGGGGCAGCCGCGAGAUACAGGCCAUGGGCAACAUCUCCGGCAACCUGGCGGCCACGGCAAAGGAGAUUGACACAGCGCAAAAGAAAACUGCCAAGCUGAGGGACAAGGGCGCAAAGGCCAAGGCGUCUGCUGUUGGCGAUGCCGUGCAGGAAGUCGAGAAGGCCGAGUUGUCGUGGGACUCGUCUGCGCCCUAUGUCUUCGAGCAGUUGCAGGCUAUCGACGAAAGCAGGCUGAACCACCUGCGCGAUGUGCUCACCCAGUUCCAGACACACGAAGUUGACCAGGUGGAGCGCAACCGCAUUACUGCCGAAGAGACACUCAAUGCCUUACUAAACAUUGAAACCGCCGAUGAGAUACAGACGUGGGCAUUGCGCAUGCGGAGCGGCGAGGUGCCGUCGGUCGCGCGGAAGAUCAGCAACACAGGGACCCCGUCCCGAAGUCUUGCACCGCCCCAAACAACACCAACUCAAGGCCAAUCAGACGACAAUAGGAGCCAAAAAAGUGGCUCAGUCGUAGUGAAAGAGAAACCCAGCUCGAACCCUCUGAAGCGCUUCGGGACUGUGCUUGGUCGUCGAAGACAGAGCACGCAUCCAUAUGGCCGUGCGUCGUCGCCCGAGCGAAAGUCCUCAACGAAUAUUGGCUCUGCAUUUGGUGGCUUUGGAAAGGGCAAAUCGAAGGAUCGCGAUGCUCCAGGGUCUUCAGAUCGCCCUAUAUCACCUCUCAGAAGUCUGCCAGAGACGCCCGGAUCGCCCGAGCCACCAAAAUCUUCCAAUCACAGCCGACUGCCCAGUGCAGACAUACCAAACGGAACAGCUACUGAAGUAUCUCACGAGACGAGCGCACCCAUUGCGACUAACGGGACAGUACACGAGUCGAUCCCGGAGCUCAUAGAGCCACUGCAACCUCCUCAGAUCGAAGAACCGAAGCCAGAGCCUGAGAAGGAUGCUGAGGGCUUUUCGGUCCCGCCAUCAGUCAUCGAUGCUAUCACUGAAGCCGAGCGCGAGGCGGGGUUUUCUCAAUCUGAGAGCAGUACAACGCCUCAAUUCAAGCUGGACAUUAGGAAUGCACCAAUCCAGGAAGAAGACGGUGAUGCCGACGCCGCUAUGGCCAACAUGGUCAACACUCUACGUGCCCAAGCCGCACCGCCAAAGCGCUCAUCGACCCUCCGAGGUCGUCGAGAUGUGCGCAACUCAAUCUUUGUUCCCAAUCCUGCUGCUCCAGAGUUGCAGAGUAUAGGCGAGGCGCCUCCACUGCCGUCAGCUGGUUCUGGCUCUGGCUCCACUUCUACAACAUUUCCUACCCCGGCCCUACCUGCGCAACCCGCCUCUCCAGCCUUUAAACCACCCCACAGAUCGCUUCUUACUGACGACCACGCGGCGUCCGACACACAAUCCAUCCGCUCGGGCCGAUCGCUGAGCAGCUCCGCUAGCACUACGAUUAAACAUCCGGACCUGCAUGAGCCUGGUCUGAAUGCGUCAUUGGUUGAAACGGUCAGUGCGUGGUUUGAGCAGGGCAAAGUCACCAAAGCUAUGGUCAUUGGCCAGGUUGCGCUUGCGUACAACCCCAUCGACCUGUCUUCUGGACCAUUUGGCACAGAAAGUGUGCGCUUGGAAAACUUCCCCGUGUUGGAGAAGGUCGCUCCGAAUCCUGCUUUCAUAGAGCAGGCACAUGACAGUCCGGGAAACUAUACCGUAGAUCUGUCCAAGAUCAUGAAGACUUCGGUUGCGUUCCACUACCAGUUGCAUAUUGAGAAUGAGAACGUAGCAGCCCUUGCACCGCUCAUCCUGGCGCCGCUGUGGAAGACAGAAGCAAGUCAGGCAUCGGCUAUUCUGCAUUAUUCUCUCAACCCCAAGUUCAACCUAGGCGGCGCAACAAGUGUCACCAUUCGCAAUUUGGUGCUGGUCGUCCGCCUAGAACCUGGGUCCAAAGCUACGUCCUGCCAGUCGAAGCCCUCUGGGACCUUUUCGCGAGAGAAAGGUCUGAUAUAUUGGCGACUGGGCGACGUUACAUUUUCCAAAGAUGAGCCCACGCAGACGAUCCGCGUGCGUUUCAUCACGGAAGGUGAAGCAAAGCCUGGCAACGUUGAGGCCCGCUGGGAAAUAAGCGGUGACCAGACUUUGACUCUUGGAAGCGGCCUCGGUGUCAGUAUGAGCGCGCCUUUGAACGAGACGAAGCAGGACGGUGAAGCAGAUCCAUUCGCAGACAUUGACGAGAACGCACCGCCAGCCAGUCCAGCGACUGGUUGGAAACCUGUUGCAACUGUCAAGCGGAUCACGAGUGGCACUUAUUUGGGCGUGUAAUAUUUUGAGGACGGGCGGUCAGUUUAGCUGAGUUUUGCGGGUGUAGAAUCGAUGUAGUCGCCUAGAUAGCAUGGGGAUCCUAGCGUUUCAUAUCCUACGUAGCAGAUUUGGGUCUGUGCUUCUUGUAGAUAGCUUAAUUUUGAGUCAGCGUAGA